Molecule: messenger RNA, 14997 nt
Organism: Solenopsis invicta (red fire ant)
Lineage: Eukaryota; Metazoa; Arthropoda; Insecta; Hymenoptera; Formicidae
Gene: Glut4EF
Product: zinc finger protein 395
Exons: 8
Coding region: 1261-2979 (572 amino acids)
Biological process (GO): regulation of transcription by RNA polymerase II
Cellular component (GO): nucleus
Molecular function (GO): DNA-binding transcription factor activity; RNA polymerase II cis-regulatory region sequence-specific DNA binding
Source: RefSeq, a predicted model, not a curated record
AGCCGCUUGGCAGUCUGUCCUCAGUCCCUCCCGGUCGCUCAGCUGUGCGUCACAUGUCGGGCGCCGCGAGUUCUUCUCCCGUGCGGAUCGCUAUUAAACGUUCGAGUCUAACGACCCGGCUAGGACGCCGUCUAGCACCGGACCUCCGUCUAACGUCGGCGCGCGUUAGCCACGUAUUAUUAUGCUGUCAGCCGUGUGCACGCCAACACAUCGCCACGAAUCGAUCACGAAGUGCCUCGAAUAUGCGGACGGCGUGACGAACGCGGGCGACGGUGCACGCCGCUUUGUUGAUACGCUGAGUUCUGUGUUCAGGCCGCGGAGGCCGCCGCGUCCCUUCGGCGUUUAAGCGCGCGCGAAAGAGAGAGAGAUAGAGAGAUUCCUGCGGGACUCCGAUCCUCUCCACCCCUCCCCCCGCCCUCCCACUACCCCUCCGGCGCGCUCCUCCGCGAGUUUUAAACACUGCCACCGCCGUCGGUGGCAGGUACACGACGACGGCGACGAAGACGACGGCGUGAUUGGUGCGUGACGAGGGAAGCUGCUGGCUGCUGCUGGUCGGUACGAUGACCUAAAGCGGGAUAACAGAGAUAGAGCGAGAGAAAGCGAGUCCCGAGCUGCUCUCCUUAGGAAUUCACGCUCGUGGCGUGCGGCGUGUUCGACGCGCCGCUGCUGCUCCUGCUGUUGCUGCUGUGAUCACCGCGAAUUUAAAGGGAUCGACUCCCUUUUUUUUCUGUCCAGAAGUGCGCGCGUGACGUCAACUUCCGGCGAGCAGCGUGUCUCUCGUAGGCGUGCGUGCGUGCGUGUUCGUGCGCGUUGCUAUGCACUUUGAAUUUUGAACUUUUGCGUUCCGUACGCGUGGCUCCCUGCAUCCGACGACGUGACUCUACGGUGGUGGAUCGUUUACCGUCAACUCCACGGCAGCCGUCCCUACGAACACUGGUGAGAACCGAGAGAAAGCGAGAGAGGGAGAGCGAAAGAGACACAAAGUGUCCCGAAACAAUAAGUGUCAAGUGGACGGGAGCACGUGAAUCGUCGCGUGAAUGUUUCGUGUGGCGUCACGCGUCCAACGACGACGAGUGUUGCCUCGCGCAACGGGACUCCGCGCGAGAAAACGAUCGGCAAGAGCGAUCGAGUGAUCCUUCGCUGCGAAGAAGAAGAAAAGGAGGAGGUAGAAGAAAGAAGAGCGUGAGACAAGAAGCCUACCGAUUUCUGCGCAAAAAAAACCGAGUGAUAUCGCGUCGCUUCUAGUAGAAGUUGCAAAUAAUGUCGACGGGUAAGAGGCUGGCGAAGCGCAGCAUAAUCGGCACCAGGGUGUGCGCUCCCGGUCAGGACGGCAAAUAUUACAGCGGCGCCAUUUGCGCUGUGAAGACGCCGCAGACCGCCGAGCAGUCGCCGGGCCAGAAGAGCGUCACGUCCAAGACCUUGUACUCCGUGCGCUUCGACAUCACGGGCGGCAGCCCACCGAGCCCCAAGGAGUACUCGGACCGCGAUCUCAUCGGGCCGGGCUUCGGUUCCGUCACUGGCGCGCGGCUGGUACCCGGUCAGAAGGUUUAUCUAACGUACAACGGUAGGGAGAUCCACGCGGAGGUCACGGAGCAUCGCCAGCAUCUCGACGAGGUGGACGUGGUCAUUGCCCCGAACGGACAGGAGGGUACAAUGAGCCUAACCAAACGUAUAGACGAGAUCAGGUUGCUCGAAUCACGUAAGAGCGCACGACUCGCCGAUCAGGACACGGAUUUCGCCAGGCUUGCCGAUAUGGCUGGCGAUCGUAAGCGAGCGUCCUCCCACUCUAUCGACGUGCCACACGUGAUGGCAUCCAGGAAACGACGGCCAAGCUCGAACAAUGAUUCCGAACGGGCGUACAGCGGUUGGGGCGAGAGGGUGCUCUGCGGACGUGAGGGUUGUCGCACCAACGAACGCGGUGAUUGCAUGGACGAAUGCGCUGCCGCCCUGGUCCUUAUGUCGCUCUCGUGCUCACCUCACAGUCCUCACAACCCCCCGCCACUUCACUGCCAAUACAAUUACGGUUCCUGGGGGAGUCGUGGAGGCGGAGGCGGCGGCAUGAUCGCCGGCUCACCGGGAGUCGGCGGUAUGUCAAAUAGCAGUAGCAGCAGCGGGGCUUCCUGGCGAAGUGGCACUCCCAGCCCACCCCUAAGCGAGGAGGGUGUACCGACGAGGAGUUCCCCGUGUCCAGCGACCUCGCAUCCCUCGCACAAUCAGCCACACUACCCCUACAACGCGUCCGGCUCGUCGUCGAGCAGCACCCCGGGCUCGACUACGUUGGAUGAAGGAAUAGUACCAGACUAUAUCGAAGAGCAACACCCACGCAAAAAGAUUCGAGCGAAAGUCAACCAGGACCCAAUCGAGACGGAGCCAGGCGCUUGCGCGACUUUCGAAAGCGAACAGGCGAACGCGGCAGUGGUCUUCAAGUGCACUUGGCCCGGCUGCCUGGAAAUCAAAGCGACUGUUGCGCUUAUUGAGGAACAUGUGCGCCAGUCACAUCUGGGUCCAAAGAAAUCCAAAGGAUGCGACAGCGAGGACGACAUGUCCGUUCACGAGGAGGAAUUCUAUUAUCAGGAAGUUGCUGUGGAUCACAUGAGCUCGCCUCCAACGAUGUCUCACCGGGACAUGGCAAGACCGCCGCACGAGGAUCCGGAGUAUCAGAAGCAGCUUCGUCUCGAGGCAACUCCUGCCGCGAGCACCUUCAUCGAGAACGUAAUGGUCGGUGUCCGGGAACCGAGCAACGCGUUUACGAUCUCGCAAUCGCCGGGUACGCCCAAUAAACACAUCAAACUGUCCCCACGGCCAUUGCAAGCGUGUCAUCAACAGAACAUGACAGUGUCCACGGGCAAGCCGUCCUCUCCGCGGCGAACCCGCAGCGACGUUAAGAAAUGUCGCAAAAUCUACGGUAUGGAUUCACGCGACCUCUGGUGCACUCAGUGCAGGUGGAAGAAGGCUUGCACCCGUUUCUGCAGCGAAUAGGCCAAGCGUCCGCCCCGUUCGUACGUCCGUGGGCGGAAACCCUUGUCAAGUCGACCCCAGAGUUUGCCAAUGCUACGUUGAACGUUAACACCAACUGCCAAAUGCCAAUCAUCGUCGAAGACACGGCGUCGAAAAUAAAAGCUCCUCGCAUUUGGAGCACGAGACGCGAAACCGCUAACUAUCGCCGGUUGUAAGCGAAAAGUGUCACCCUAUCGAGUUAUUCCAGCAUAUACCGAGAGCUCUCAAAAAAAAAAAGAGUAAAAUGCAAAGCUCGUAAAAGCAGCAUCUCUUCCUCGUUUCUCUGUUUAUCGUCUUGAAAACGGUUCGCACGAGUUUCAAAGAAAAACAUGACUCCACAAUUACGGUUGGCGGAUAGCUCUAUAGGGCGAAUAUUCGUGCAUGAUAUAACAUCUUUCUAGUGCUCAUAGAGAAAAUUAACGAUAUAAGAGAUUUUAUCUGACCGAUUUCCGCCCGUUCGUGUUUUGCACUUGGCAAACUCCGACAACGGGUCCCUUAGCCGUAACGAGGGACUUUACGAUUAAUAGAUAGCGAAUAAUUGGCGUGCGGAGCAGAGGCGACCUCAGACUGUUGCAUUCUCUCGCUCCCAACUCGCCUGACAAAGAGAACCUUUUGGUUCGGUACGAAUGAGAUAUGUACUCGCAUUCGGAGCGAGCAUGCAUGUCCUUCGAAGUGCUGAUUCCCGAACCGUCUCUUAGGUCAUUGCAAUAGAUCUUCCUUCUUCCGCCGAGAGCGCGAACGUUAACGCGCUCUCGGUAAUGAUGGAACUAAAAAAAAAAAGGCGUUAGAUCGAUCCUCAGGGACGCCGUCCGGCCGAUCCUUGGGGAUUGAGCGAUCGAAUCUAACGAACGAAGGGAAGACCGGCGAAAUCAAUGUCCGAUCUGACCGAUGUUCAAUGCUAAACGAACGCAGACAAGCAAGAUUGGUAAGUCUCGCGUGGAACAGAGUUGCUAAUUGUGAUAUUGUAUCUAAAUUUAUUGGAUCUGCCGCGAAUCGAGCAGGAGAGCGCAAAGGCGUAUGAAGAAAUGAGAAAAGAGGAAAGUUUAAAAAAAAGAAACCAAAAUUUUAUACACCAAUUAUACUGCCAGAUAAAUAAUUCAAAAAAUUGUUGUUCAGCCUCUCUCUCGCGCGUUAAAGAGGCACUAUAUGUUGCACGGCAUGCGUCGCCGUAUACAUCGGGCUUAGCCUUGUUAGCCUUCUGACGACCUAAGACCGUGUUCGCCAACAAAGGAGCUGCACGCGCGUAUUGGGGUAGGGCCACGCAGUUGAAUCGAUCGAUUUAAACAUUUAAUGUGAAGGUUUCGCUCCAAAUCACACAUAUACGCAUGCACUCAUUAAACUCACAUGUACACUUACAUAUAUACAUGUAAAUCGCGAGCGCGAAGAAUGAUGACAUCACAUUUGUACAGUCUAAUCUACGUCAUUUCUUAUACUCCUUUCUCGCUUCGGAUCGUUCGCGGGACGAUUUAUUCACUCGAAUCGAUUAUUUCGAAAUAUGUUUGAUCUCGAUAAUUUUUCUAAUGUAGCGAUAACGAAUGGACACUUGCAAAUUUUAUAUGUUAACGGAUUUGAUGAACUUUGCAAGUAAGCGCCGUGUCUUAAGAAGAUUCAGCAUUAAUGACUCCUGAUUUUUCAUCGUAGUCGACUGAAUUACAUCGGAAACAAAAAUCGGAUUUUAUUUGAAAUCAUAAGAAUGUUUUUUAUACACUCAACUAAAAUUCUUUUAGACACAAAUCAUAUUAAAAUAAAUUUAUAAAUAUAAUUAUAUACUUUUUUAUAUGUAUAUACGUAUUUAUAUAUAUUUAUGUAACUGUAUUUAUAUUGACAUAUAUGUUAUUUACAAAUUUAUUUUAACUAUUUUUAAUUGAUCAAAAUAUUUAGCUAUCGAAAACGAAAGAACGAAAGAAAAAUAUUAUUAACCAUAGACUUGUAGUUAAAAAAAAAAUAAAAUUUAUUAAAACGUAUAAUACGAAAAAAAAUUUACAUGAUUUUUUAAAAAUAUUUUUAAUUUAAUCCAACAUGGCUGCUAUGAGAAAUCAAGAGUAUUAAUAUUUAAUGCAAUAAAUGACAAAAGUAUUCGUAUUUGACGGAAGAAAAUCGGCGAGACGUCGCAAUGUAUACUAUACUAAAUAUAGUGCAGAAUACAUUAAAAGGCGACACUCGCUAAUGAAAGUUUCUUCCAAUUUCCCGAUCGUUGUUCAUACGUUAGUAUAAUUAUCUUGUAUAUUUAAUAUAAUUAUAACCUUGUACAUUAUGUCUUGUAUAUUACGUGUAUUAUCUUGUAUAGCCCCUCGUUUUUUUUUUAUAAUUAUUGAACUUAAUGUAUUAAGAAUUAGAAUAUUGCUGUUGUUUAUUAAUAAUCACGACACGGGGUUUAGAUUUUAUUAAUAUAAAAAGUGUCAAUUCUGUUGACAAAUUGCGCUAAUUCAAACUCAAUGAUUCGAGAGUUUAACUCGGAAAAAGAUCGAUAAUUCUCGUAAAAAUGGUGAUGGAUUACCUUUGUGUUCAAAACGGUAGGCAUCGCAUUGUCAGUAUUUCCCGAUUUUUUUGUCAAUCGUUUCGAAAAAAAAAUCGUAAUUUUUUAAAAAAUUGUCAGUAGCGAUUGUGCUAUUUAACGCAAUGUUGUCGUCGCACGGAAAAGAUUUUUUUUUCUCAUAUAAAUCUAAUGACGAACAACUCGUAUAUUACAAGAUAUUACGGCUGAUUGUAACUGUCUAUCAAAGUUGAUCACAUUUUAUGAAUUUAUGAAAUAACAGCACUCAAAUGAUAAUCACAGUGUUCGUACCAGAGAUGAGAUGCUGAGAUCUUGAUCAUAGUCAAUUUUUUACAUCGUGUUCACAAUCACGUAGAGAAUCGUUAUAAAGUCUACUUGCAAACUAGAGAGUAACAUACAAUUACAGAUAGCAUAGAAAAAUAAUUGCCGUCCAUGUAGGUUCCUUACUGCUAUCAAAAUUGUUACACUCGAUUAUAUAGACACAAUACCGAGGACAAUACGCGAACGGAAACUGCUGAGGAGUGAUAUUAUCACUUAAUACUUAAUUAUUAUGACUUUCUGCUAUCACUUUAUUCUAUGCAAUCUGUAUGCAUAAUGUUAAACAGUGCGGCGGUAACAUUGAGACUUUUAAUAAUACUGAAGAGAAAUUAUUUUUAAAACUCUACAAGGCGUAGGAUUAAUUUUUUCGUCGUAAAGUAUUUUUUUUUUAAUAUCAUUUUUAAAGAAUUUUAUAAGUUCCGUACACGAUAUACUAAAUAGAAUAUUUUUUAUUACGUCCGAUCCUUCAUUGAAUUUCGACAUUUUCAGAUUUAUAUUUUCAUUCGCGUUUUUUUCGGACGCGUGCAGUUGGCGGCAAGUAUGGCUUCGUGUCUGACGGUAGACAUUUCUGUGCUCAAUUGCAUCGUUGCGUUUGAAUGUAUUUGAUACCGUCUGAUACUUGUAUGAGCUUGAAUUGAAAGAUAAAUAAUGAUUCAUGCAAAAUGUGGAGAACAAUUAAAAGAAUAGUAUGGGUCUUUUUACCCAACAGUCAUGACACACGAAUUCAAAUGUGAUUUAUUUCACUUGAUAAUGUCUUUGAAUGUAAUUCUCGUUUGAUGUGAAGACAUACGUGACGCUGAGUGUACUACAUUAGGCGAAUUUGAAAGAAAUAUUAAAACGGGAAUCGAUUAAAAGGACGUUGGCGAAAGGACAAAUAACGGAUUGGAUCGUCUUACAUUUCGCGGUAGUAAUAAUUCAACCUCCUAGCUGAUCGUUUAAGCUUCCGACUCCGUUAACCACGGCGCGAUGUGAAUUCGUUACGCGAGAUCGUGUCUGUCGUCAGCAAACACGACACACAAAUACACGAAAACACACGCAGCAAUAAAUUUCCGAUGGUCUCUCAGAAAUUCGUAUGAUUUAUUGUUGAUCCCACUUCUGCACGAUGACACGGAACGACAGAUCGUGUGCUAGGCUCGAGUGUCACUCGACAUGGGUAUCGCGUUGGAGAGAAUUUUGGUGGACAUACCUAUCCGCGGGAUGGCACUUCGCGAAUGUAAACAAGUACAAGUUUAUUAACUGUGCCAUUACGUAUGCCAAAUAUUCUCUAAUUCUAUCCUCACCCUCGCGCGAAGGAACAAGCGAGAAAGGGAAGAAAGAGGGUGAGGAAAAACGGACAAGGAGUUUCAAAACAUUCGUAACGAAAGCUUUACACAGACUUAAAGAUACCUCAGGUUUAUUUCAUACGAACGUACAGCAUACACACCUCGUCGUCUUGUUCGAAGCGACCGACCGGUAGAGAUUAUUUCUUUUAUCGCACCGUUCUCCACAACGGCGAAAACAAUCCGCCGUACGUCACGUCGCUUCGGGUGCGGACGACUGACUGACGAACACCGAACGCUACAAAAUAAUAUGUAUCUCUCUCGCGAUAUUAAUGUCAAUAUUUACUUAGUCAAAGCUCCCGUCGCGACAGGGUUGUCCCGUCGCGACGCGGCGGUUCGGGAUACCGUGUAAUAUACAUUAGCGAAUACACCGCGGGGAUUUGUUUAAUCGGCGGCCUGAAGAAACUUUCGAGAUCGCGACGAGUCGUCGCCGCGCAGCCUAAAUCAGACGACUUCCCGGUUGAUGACGAGCAACGCGCGAGCCCUCGCGUCGUCGUCCGAGGCUGUUUGAUCGUUGGCCGCUCGGACGUCGAUCGCGUCGCUCGAGACGAAAAUUUGUCGCCGAAAAUUGAUCGACAAGCGGGACAACACGUUUGCGUUUGUGCGUUUGAGCGUUUGAGCGUUUGAGCGGAGGAACGACCGUACGCAUCGAGCUUGAGAAAACUCGCAUUUCUCUCGCUCUCUCGAAAAAGCCAGCUGCGCUGCAUACAAUUCGCAAUAACCGCAAAAAUUUCCCCGAUUCAAUCAGAUCAGUAUCGGGCUUUCGAUCGAUUCGACGGGCGGGCCAGUCGUUUACACGCGAGCGAUCGCCUGUGACCGCGAGGGAAUGGGAGAAGAAGGGAUGAAACGUCCCGAAUUAUUCGGGAAAAGAGAGAGAGAGAGAGAGAGAGAGAUACCCACCCUGUCAACGGUACACGACGAUCGCUUCGCACAGGGAGGGUUGAUUUACCGAUACGGAGCUCUGUCCAGCAUCGUUCGCCGAGAUACCGAAAGAAGGAUUGUGUUGCGGGUUAGAAAGUUAAAUGGCCGGGAUUAUCAUACCAAAACGGAUCUCAUAUCGAUUUAAUGAAGUGUAAUUUUUUUUCUCACACGGUAUGUACGGCCGAGCCCCAGCUUGCCGAACGGCAGCGCGUCGCCGUACUCCAGAUUGUAUCGUGAAGAAAAUUAUUAGUGACGCGAACGGUAAAAUCUGCUGUACGCGACCUGGGGAUGGCGUUUACGGAGGUGGGUGGCUUUUUGAGAGAUCGUAGCUCAACGAGCUUAGACUAUUUGCGCUAGACCGGCCGUACAGCGCGCGAAGACAUAUUAUUAUUAAUAUUAUAUUAUAUUAUAUAUUAUAUGAUUAUUAUUAUUAUUAAUUUUUAUUAUUAAUAAUUAUUAUUGCAUCCAUCGUCGUCGUCAUCUUCAUCUUAACCCUUAAUACAAUGAUUAGCGUUACUCACAGUACGUUAAGUAAUUGUUAAAAGCGCGAAAUCUUUAUUAAUAUUAUGUUAGAACCGUUGAUAUAUCGCCCCGCGUUUAAGAGGGUACACUUUCAGAACGGAUCGCGCGUUCGAAGUGAUCUAGAAACAUCGAGCAGACCAUGAGAUCGGAACAGUCUCGCAAGACGUGCAACCAGCGACUCUAUCAUUCUUAUAUCCGUAUAAUCGCUGCAAGGAAAGCUUCUAUUUAUCGAUAAUGCGUAUAAUUAUAACGCUGUGGUUAUGUCGCAUUAUUUGACACUCGAUUAUUCUAACGUAUAUGACUGAGAAAUUACGAUGCAACACGUUAAUUACGUUUGAGUGUAUAAAUUUUAUCGUUAAGACAUCGUAAUAAAAGAAUCUAACAAAACCGUAUAUCCAGUUAUUAAUUCAUCUCAUCCGUAUGUAUACGUCUUCUCUCUUACUCGUAGAAUACGGCAUUCGCAAGCACGCGUCAAGAUUUUUAUUUCGGCAUGUAUCUCUCAUCUGAAAAUUGUGAUCGACAACGCGCGCAUUUUACACGCGUGUCUCAGACUCAACUAUCGUUUCUCUGUGAGAACCUGUUUUAAUUUAUUUUAUUUACGUUCGUAAAUAUACCGUUUACUUUUACCGUCCCACAAGUAAUAAUAAAAUAAAGUGACGCGAGCGACUUGGAUACAAGACACGUGGAAGAAAAAUGUAACGACAAUGCGGUUCUGCGCAACUGUUGGUCGUAUUUUGACUUUUGUGUCCUGAUAGAAUGUCACACGGGAUCGUGAAAAAUUAAAUCCGGGAUCCUUUAAGUUUUCCCGCUACUCGGGUAGACGACGAAUCCUUCCCAGUCGACACAAUUUGUAACUGCUAUAUAUUUUGAAGGAAUAAUACUUUAUAUAUAACAAAUAUUUCGUGAUAUUUAUAUCAUAAUUACUUGUAUCUAUUGCUUUCCUUUGUCUAAUAUAAAUGUUACAUAUUAUUUAUAUAACAAAUAUGUGAUGCUUCAAUACAUAGAAUUUAAGCACUGGAACUAUAUAGACGUUAUGCAAAAAAAAGUAAUUAAUUAUAAUAAGAUGAUAUAAACGUACCAUCGUAACUUUACUUUUGAAAAGGGGGUGAAAUUAUGAUAUAACUACAUUGCUGCAACUUUCACGUUAUAUAAAAUGUGAUAUUUAAACUCGUAGCUAUUAUGUAAUGAAUACAUAACUGUGUCGAUUGGGGUGAUAUGCGCGCGAAUGAUCCAGGUGAUACGUCGGCGUUGUUUCUGUGGUAACACUUUUUUUUUCUUUUCGGCUGCGAAAAGUCUCGCAGUUGUGCUCUUGCUCAAUGCACACACAUAACGUUAUAUGACAGAUUUGUGUCCGUCGGGCGCAGACAUCACCAAAAGAUAGUUCAUGUUCGUCAUCGGUCAUCAGAUAUCUCGGGUGCUCGCGUGAUAUAAUGAGACAUAAUCGCAGCUUAACUCUCGUCGCGUAAAUCUUUACAUUAGGUACUGUACGUAGCGUAUAGUCGACUUGAACACCCGUUUUACGCGAAAAAAAUAUUUCAAACGCAACCAAACCGCGAUAGCUUAAUGAUCCCAGGCGGAAUUCCCCGUGUAGGACUUUACGGUUUGCCUGGUACUGGGUUAUUACUAGCUACCAGAUUUCCAGCCCGGUAUUGACAGUCAACACUGACCCAAUGGCAUUGGAUUAUAAUCUGAUGAACUUGGAACUUGCUCAAGAAUGGCAAACGAUAAUGGUUCACGAAUAGCAAACGAUAACGACUCAAGAAUGGCAAACGAGCAAAAGAAAUUUAUAUCAAGAAGCUUUUCCGUGAAAUUAAAAUUAAUAAAGGAAAUACAGAUGAUUUUUGCACUCUUUAAAUCUGAAUCAGUGAAUAAUCACUGAUUAUUAGUAGCAUACUUGAGACCGAUAAAUCAGUGAUUAUCUUAACUUAAAAAUCAAUGAAAAAUUACUGGUAAUCAUUAAAAAGUUCUUAUUGAUCAACGUAUUAAUAAAUACACAAUAAAUUCAUUGAUUUUUCAGAUCAGAAUUAUUCACCGAUGAUCAGUGAUUAUCCACUGAUUUAGAUUUAGAGAGCAUAAAAAAAAGUUAAAUAUCAAUUAAAAAAAAAAAAUGUAGUGUUUGUACUUAUAAAUAUUAUUUUUUAUUGCAAUUAUCAAUAUAUAACUAUUUACUAGACAUGGUCCAAUAUCGUUAAUUUCUUGUUGAACACUCGAUAUUGGCUAUAACAUCGAGGAACGGCCCGUCACCGCAUGCCGUGCCGUAUUAUCGUGGAAGUAAAUAGACUAUUUGCCAGCAAUAGCCCAGUGUUCAGUGGCAGAUUCUUGGCCAAUGAUUAACCGCCAUAGAUUGGUGAAGCGUUGGCUCUAUUGUAAUAUCUGAUGAUCCUAUACGGGGCAUCCGUGCCGGGAUCUAUCCCUGUGCGCAUAGUAUAACGGCAAUCGCCGUGAGAAUCGCGGUUUAUAGAUAGCAAACUCUUUCGUAGACGAUUUCUAUGCGAUUUACAAGAGACGCGCAAGCACGCGGGCGCGGCCGAGAUCAUUUUCACCACGUUAAAUGCAUAUCUUGCGGACGUUGGGUCUCGCUGUUGAAUCAAACGCGUCCCGAGGCGCCUGUCGCUCUUCGGGGGUGUGAACGCAUCGCGACCGUGCUUUUACAACGGCGAUGCCCGUUCACGGAGAUCACUGUACUGCCGAAUCUUUGUAUUUUAUCCGUUCGUCGAAGUUUCCUGUCCCCGUCGAGCGUAUUAUAACGUGUCUGCUUGCGAGUCGCGCGCGCACGGCAACCUACGCGCGCAGCGCGUCAACGAAGCGAUUCGAGACGAGUGGCGGUCGACACCGCCGCGAUACGCAUUAGCGAUAAUUACCAACGAAUUGCGUGCGAAUUGCGUGCGCGCGAUGACUCGCGGUUAAACGAAGGAUAAAAUCGUGUUCGCGUAUAGCGUCAAAACAAACAGGAUCUCGCGUCGAGCGAGAUCCUUAGGAGAAGUCGUUCCAAAAAAUGCCUGUCCCUUGCAAGCUAGCGUCUGUUUCGCGACGAGUAAACGCCGUCGUUUCGUUUAAGAAUCUAAUAGCGUCUCAGCAUGUUAACCGAAUACUGUAUAGGGGAAUAAAAGUAGAAAAAAAGGAGAAGAUUGUAAACGCUGUAAAUUGCCUUCUGCAGAAAAAAAACUGGCAUACUCCGGCGCGUUAAGAUUUAAGCCGGUAGCGUAGCUUAUCACUGUAGCCGGCCAUAGGCCGGGGAACCGCAUAAUUGCACCGCCGUUUACUCAAACUUAGAGAACAUACGUACGCAGCUAAACGCGCGAAAUCCGUGUAUAUAUAAAUGCAUAGUAGUGUAUUGCGGUGUAAAGUGGUCGCGCAAGCUCCUUAGAAACCCCAGAUUUGAUAUUUUUUUUUUGCUGUACACACAUCGAGAGCAUGUACGCCUCGUGCAAUACGCGCCGCAUACACGCGGAUUAAUGGUUAUUAAUUAAUUGAUUAAUAACUAUUAAUAGUUAGAAUCGUGAUCACACGGAAAGUUUGCAAAGAUUCGUGCCGCGCAAUCGAAGAACUUCCGAUCUUUUUAAAAUUCGCAACGUUGAUUUUUUGAAACAGAAAAGAUCGACGAUCUUCCGAACAAAGAAAUUAGAAUUUUAGAAUAAAAACAACGCAUCUAUAUAUUUGAAACAAUAAUGAAGAAAAUGCAAGAAAAAAAAUUUGAGAAUAAAAAAAUUUCUUUAAAAUAAGCCUAGAAUUUCUCGGACCUCGGAAGUCCAAUCUUGCGGCACGAAUCUCACGUAAAAUUUUCCUCAGAGCAAUUGUUAUUUUUUGCGAAAGUUACAAGUUAUGUCGCUGGUAGCACUUAUGAACGCCUCCACUACGCAUACUCGUAAUACGUGACAAUAGAAUAUUUGCCGCCGAUGAACGUUAAAUUUGUCCAACGAUUAUUUUAUCGCUUAACACGAUUAACACGAUCAGUUUGCUGAGUCUCGCGGUGCAACCUUCGGCGACGAGCGUCUAAGAUUUCAAUGAACAUACACACAUACAAAUAGGACAGCUUUCGUCUGCGCGUCUCGGAGGCGGGCGAAUAUUCUGAACUAGAUGACGAUUAUAGUUUUGUUGAAACUCGACAAAGAGAGAAAAGAUACUUUGUAUUUUUCCGGAGAACUGUCCCUCUGUCUAUGCUAAGAAUCAUUAUCGCAACUUUUCGUAAUAAAAUCUAUGCGAAGGUCAGCACGAGUAUUUAAAUCGACCGUCUCCCGCACAUCGCGCCAGUGGCGAGUUUUGCCGGUACGGAAGUGAAACCAAGAAGAAACCGAGUUUUUCUCGCAACCAGCUCUUGCAACCGACAUUCCUGCUCCCGUACAUCCCGUAUCACAUUUUGCAUAAAUACAUAUAGAGAGUUAUCAUGAUUUCCAAGUAACACACACAAGGUAAAACGCCAAGGUCCCUGGGACACAAAGUCCACAACAUAUCGCGAAUCGUUGAAUCGUUGAACUUUCUCAUGCACCAAUGAUUCUUCUUAGCGAAAAAAGAAUUUAUAGUAGACAUUUAUGACAUAUUUCUUACUAUAAACCUUAAAUAUUCAUCUUUCUUUUUUAAUUUUCAAAAAUCAUCAUUAUGUUUGUGAAAAUAUAAGGUAAUCUCCCUAUUUGAGGUCAAUAUAACGAUAAUUCAAGGAUCUUUUUUAAAAGACAAACACGAGCUAAUUUUGUACUCGUACAUGCCAAAUAUUUUAUAUUUGUACAUAACAGAGACGCUUACUUUGUAGAGUAGCGCGCGAAUAAAUGAAAAGGUGUGCAGCAAAAUACAUUUUUUCAUAGAUGUAGUCCAGAAUUUUGUAGGAAUCAACAAGCAGUAGUAAUCUCUCUGCUUUCGAUUUUGCGAUUCCCAUUGUUUCAAAGAUUUCAGAGAUCUCAAAAAUGAGGCUGCGCCAUUCGAAAGAGGCAAUAUAUAACUGUCGUUUUCAAUUAUCACAUGCAAUAAUGGAUUUGUCGGUUCGUGCUAGGACCAAAUGCAUGAGAGGUUUAACGACCCGUAUGACAAAAUGACAACAUUGUUUAAUGUGCAAAUUUAUUUUUGUCUCGUAUUGUUGACCGAUUAUGAGCAUCGACGUUUCAGUUAAAAAACCAUUAUUUAUAUAAUAUGUAAGUCUGUUAUAUGGCUCUGCUCAUUAUAAAAAACCUCACUUUUGUCAUUUAUGUUAUUUUUUAAAUAUAUAUCAUAAGUACAUUUUUAAUUUCUCACACGCGAGCGUUUUCCUUAAGUUUGUUGAUAAUCGAUAUGUAAGCGCAUGUGAUUCACGGAAAAGCUUCUUUAUGCAAGUACUGCCUUACACAUCUUCAAUAUAUAUAUAUAUAUAUAUAUAUAUAUAUAUAUAUAUAUAUAUAUAUAUAUAUAUCAGUUAAAACAAUACAAAAGUUUACACGGUAAAAAUGUCAAUAGCUUUUUAGGCGUCUUUACGACACCUUUUAAACUUUUGUGUUGUUUGUGAGAGACUUUAAGAGAAAAGCCAGUCACGUUAAAAGAACAUGUAAUAUACAUCUAUAGAUUCAAGUUGCAAAAUUGUCAUUGCGCAUAUAUCAUCUCGCUUCUGCGAUUCGCUGUAAACAAUGACGCCCAUUUCUAAUCGCUUUAAAAAAUAAUUACUGGACGGAUUAACGGCAGCUCUGCGACAUCUCGCUUAGCGCAAGAAAUACUGCGAUAAACUAUAAUUAUAAAACGGGAAAGAAAGAGUUAAGACGAGACGAGUGGAAUGUCCAAGAGUGUCGUGCGUUUAAGCGAAAAUAUGCGUUUAGAAGUUAACAUAAUUAUAUGAGAGAAAUACAGAAAAAUAUAUUAUAUUAAAAAUAUUUAAAAAUUACGGAUUCUCUUUCUGAAAUUAAGUUUCGCUUUGAGAUUUAUUACAAGUUGAUAUUACAUAUGACACAUUGUAAUCGUUUGAAAAAAAGAUCAACUUAUAUUAUUAGUGUGGUUUUGUUCUUAUUAAUUUUACGAGUAGCAAAAAUCUUGAUUUAAACAUUUUAUUGUACGUUGAAACGCGAAGUAAUGGCGAUCGACUGUAAAAACUCUCGUUCUGUUGCGAACAAAUAAAUAGAUAUUUAACGACAAAAAAAAAGAAAUCGCAAUCUAUCAGAACGCUAAUCGAAUUACUGUAUAAGUCUUUCGAAAUCAUUAUUGUUAUAAAAAUGCAUAUUAAAAAUAAUAAUAUCAGGCUAGGGCAUAGUAGUUAAUUGUUGACGACGACGAUGACGACAACGACGACGACGCGAUGACGAUAAAGAGAGAUAAUAAUAUACCCCAGACAUAUGAUUAAUAUUUUAUUGAACCUUAUAUUUUAUUAAUUAUUAUAUAUAUAUAUAUAUACACACACAUCAAACAUAAAACUAUAUCGAUACGAUUAUGUAUAAAUGCUACAUAUACGUAUAGAAUAUAUGUUAUUACAAAUUC